ACAGUAACGCAAAUCCUUGGGCUAGCAAUCAAAUGCUACGGGAGCUGAAAAAGAGAGACGUGGGCAUCACAUAAGGCAAGUCUCCCUCUUACCUGCGCAUCACGUAGAGGAGGAGAGGGAUCGAUGGUUACGACCCUGCAGUCGAAGCCGCCGGCGGCGGCCGCGCCGGAGCCGUGGACGACGUCGGCGGUGACGAGCGGCGUGGCGAAGACGCUGGCGCAGCACCACCGGACCGUCGUCGGGUUCCUGUUUGGCUUCUUCCUGGUCCUGCUGCUCUACACCGUCCUCUCCGGCCAGGUCGGCUCGGAGGACGCCAUCGUGAGGGCCGUCACACAACCGUCAACGCCUGCCGUGCAUACCGAUCAAAGAGGCAGGACCACAUCUCCUCCUGCUUCACCGACGUCCAUGUCCAGAAACGCGACACAAGCAGUUCAUGGCAAUGGGCACAAAAAGGAUGCAAGUGAGAAGACCGGGGAAGAUACGAAGGACAGCGGACAUGGAACCGACAAGAAUAACCAGGAGGGAUCCAAAUUCGAUAACUUGGAAGGGAAAAAUAAUACUGAGCAGUCCAGCGAGCCAGCUGUGAACGAUGCAAGCGACAGGAUUGAGGAAGAGCUUAUCCAGCAUGACAUCGAUCAAGCCGGAACGAGAAACAAGACUAACCAUAAACUUGGUACGCCUCGCAAGCCAAUCUGCGACCUGUCAGAUCCUAGGUACGACGUGUGUGAGAUCACCGGCGACGCACGGGCCAUGGGCACCAACCGGACCGUCCUCUACGUGCCGCCGGUGGGAGAGCGUGCGGGUGGCGACGGCCAUGAGUGGAGCAUCCGAGACCAGUCGCGCAAGUACCUGGAGUACAUCAGCAAGGUGACGGUCAGGUCCCUGAACGCGUCGGCCUCCCGGGCUGCGCCCGCGUGCACCUCCCGCCACGCCGUCCCGGCCGUCGUGUUCGCCAUGAACGGGCUCACCUCCAACCCGUGGCACGACUUCAGCGACGUGCUCAUCCCGCUCUUCAUCACCGCCCGCUCCUUCGAGGGCGAGGUCCAGUUCCUCGUCACCGACCUGCAGCCGUGGUUCGUCGACAAGUACCGGCUCAUCCUCGCCAACCUGUCCCGCUACGACGUCGUCGACUUCAACCAGGACGGCGGAGUCCGGUGCUACCCGCACGUCGUCGUGGGCCUCCGCAGCCACCGCGACCUCGGCAUCGACCCGUCCCGCGCUCCGCGGAACUACACGAUGCUGGACUUCCGGCUGUACGUCCGGGAGAUCUACUCGCUGCCGCCUGCCGGCGUGGACAUCCCGUUCAAGGCAGCGGCAGCAGCCGGCGCCGGCGUGGCGACGGGGGAGCAACGGAUCAGGCCGCGGGCCAUGCUGAUCAACCGCGGCCGGACGAGGAAAUUCGUCAACUUCCCGGAGAUCGCGGCGGCGGUGGAGGCCGCGGGUUUCGAGGUGAUCCCGAUCGAGCCGCACCGUGGGCUCAGCAUCGAGGAGUUCUCCCGGGUGGUCGACUCGUGUGACGUGCUCAUGGGCGCGCACGGGGCUGGCCUGACCAACUUCUUCUUCCUCCGGACCAACGCGGUGAUGCUGCAGGUGGUGCCGUGGGGGCACAUGGAGCACCCGUCCAUGGUGUUCUACGGCGGCCCGGCGAGGGAGAUGAGGCUGCGCGACGUGGAGUACAGCAUCGCCGCCGAGGAGAGCACGCUCUACGACAAGUACGGCAAGGACCACCCGGUGAUUAGGGACCCGGAGUCCAUACACAGGCAAGGGUGGCAGUUCGGGAUGAGGUAUUACUGGCUGGAGCAGGACAUCAAGCUCAACGUCACCAGAUUUGCACCUACACUGCACCAGGUGCUCCAAAUGCUCAGGGAAUAAUACUGCAAGCCUUAGGAUUAGAGAUUCUUUUGCCGUUUGGACUUCAAAAUGCGUGCAUGUCUCUGUUUGUUAGGUUGUAUUGCACUGUCUGCAUGUUUAAACAAAUAAAUAGCACAAGUGAACAACCCAUUCCAUUUAUGGCUCACGAACAU
Molecule: messenger RNA, 2024 nt
Organism: Oryza brachyantha (malo sina)
Lineage: Eukaryota; Viridiplantae; Streptophyta; Magnoliopsida; Poales; Poaceae
Product: beta-1,2-xylosyltransferase XYXT1-like
Exons: 5
Coding region: 124-1872 (582 amino acids)
Molecular function (GO): glycosyltransferase activity
Source: RefSeq, a predicted model, not a curated record